AUUAGAGGCAAAUGCAAAGGAACAUUCCAUUGAAAAAAGAAAAAAGCAGUUUUUAGUUGUUUUUAAGCAUUUAUUAUUAUAACAUUCAAGGAAAAUAUAAAACGAGUUCUUUUUACCCCUAAAUCCUAUCCAUUCUCAUUUUGCAUGCAAUGGAUGGGAUUCCCUCAAAUCCAGAUAGGGUGGGGACAAAAGCGAACCAGUAAUCAGAAUCUGAGAUAUUUCUUUCUGCAUUUUGCAUCUUGAGGUCUAAAAUCUUGAACAUGGCUUCCUUCUUCGUUUCUCCACCCAUUUUCUCCCUCCCCACCACAAGAACUCAUCACAUCUCAUCAUCGUCGGCGACGCCGCCACCGCCACCUUCUUCUUCACCAGACCCUCAGCCCCAGAAAUCGGCUUCACAGUUAAGCACUGAGUCGCCUGAAGAAUCAGUACCGGGCUCUCUAAAAGCACAACAACAGAAGCCCAUUAAACCUGUGGCUUCUUCUUCAUCGUCAUCUUCAUCUUUUACAUCUGGCACUAAGGCUGAUUCCACAGAUUGGGUGGCCACCUCUUUAACAAGAAGGUUCGGGCUAGGAGCUGGGCUUGCUUGGGUUGCUUUUCUUGCCGUAGGCGUUGUCUCUGAACAAAUCAAGACUCGCCUUGAGGUUUCUCAACAAGAGGCUAACACAAGGACAGUGGAGAAGGAGGAAGAGGUGGUCCUCCCUAACGGCAUAAGAUACUACGAGCUGAAGGUUGGGGGAGGAGCAACGCCACGGACAGGGGACUUGGUGGUGAUAGACAUAGAGGGGAAGGUAAGAGAGAGCGGGCAAGUGUUUGUGGAGACAUUUGGGAAGGAGAAGAAGCCGCUGGCUCUGGUAAUGGGGUCAAGGCCUUACAGCAAGGGACUGUGUGAAGGGGUAGAGACUGUGAUAAAGUCCAUGAAAGCUGGAGGGAAGAGAAGAGUGAUAGUGCCUCCAUCUCUAGGGUUUGGAGACGACGGUGCUGAUUUAGGGAAUGGAGUUCAGAUCCCUGCUCAGGCUACACUUGAAUAUGUUGUUGAGGUUGAAAGAGUUUCCAUUGCUCCUGCUUAGUUAACACUUAGCACCUUGCUCCUUCACUUUCACAAAAAGUUCUUUAAUUUAAUGACUUUUGACUUCAUUUUGGAGAUUAUUACAUUAUCUGUAAGUAAUAUUCAUUCUUUUGCUUCGUCA
Messenger RNA from Neltuma alba, 1187 nucleotides. Its product is annotated as peptidyl-prolyl cis-trans isomerase FKBP17-2, chloroplastic. Gene Ontology annotation, molecular function: peptidyl-prolyl cis-trans isomerase activity. The coding region runs from base 261 to 1067 and encodes 268 amino acids. Gene Ontology annotation, cellular component: chloroplast. The transcript has 3 exons. Lineage: Eukaryota; Viridiplantae; Streptophyta; Magnoliopsida; Fabales; Fabaceae. The record is from RefSeq and is a predicted model, not a curated record.